UUGCAGCGGCCAGCGCGCCGGAACCUGGUCUUUGCAGCUUUGAACACUGGAAGAAUGAGGUCCUUUUGGACCCCUUUGGGGCCCCCUGUGAGCCAGGACCGCAUCAUCACCAGCUUCCCAAAGUGGUACACACCGGAUGCCUGCCUGCAGCUCAAAGAGCACUUCCAUAGCAAAGUCAACGCAGCCUGCCAGCACAGGAACACAGGCACUGCUGGGCUCAGACUCUCCAAGGUGGUGGUAGUUGGCGAUCUCUAUGUGGGAAAGACUAGCCUCAUUCACAGGUUGUGCAAGAAUGUUUUCGACCGUGAUUACAAGGCCACCAUCGGCGUAGACUUUGAAAUCGAGCGCUUUGAGAUCGCAGGGGUUCCCUACAGCCUCCAGAUCUGGGACACAGCCGGGCAGGAGAAGUUCAAGUGUAUCGCAUCUGCCUACUACCGCGGUGCCCAGGUGAUCAUCACAGCCUUUGACCUCACCGAUGUGCAGACUCUGGAGCAUACCAGGCAGUGGCUGGAGGAUGUCCUGAGGGAGAAUGAGGCAGGCUCUUGCUUUAUCUUCCUCGUGGGGACCAAGAAGGAUCUCCUGUCAGGGGCAGCAUGCGAGCAAGCCGAAGCAGAGGCUGUGCAUCUGGCCAAUGAGAUGCAGGCAGAGUACUGGUCUGUGUCGGCCAAGACGGGAGAGAACGUGAAGGCAUUCUUCAGCCGUGUUGCCGCCCUAGCCUUUGAACAGUCUGUACUUCAGGACCUAGAGAAGAGGCCCAGCAGCCAGUCCCAGGUCGGAGAUGGAGAUGGAGACCUAAUACGAAUAGAGGUACCCAAGACCCAGGAGAGCAAGAGGCCCCCUGGCCUGGGCUGCUGUUAACUGAGGCCAGAAUCAGAGCCAUCUACACCCGUUGUAUGUACAGGGUGACAUGGAGCCCAAGAUCUACAGAGGAUAGACCUUCAAGCUGGAGAAGCCCUGUCUCUUCAGAGCCCAGCCAUUUCUCUUUAGCCAGUGGCUGAUGAAGACCCAUACUGCCCGGCUGGUUGAUGGGCACCAGGGUGAGCCUUCUCUAUAGGGUCUUCAGAUGCUCACUGUCUUCUUAAAAGGCUUCAAGACUGCAAACUCGGGACACCUCAGGGCUAGCCCACAUCCCUUACCCAAUCAUACCAAUAGCUGCGGAGCCCUUUCCUACAGAUCCUCAGGGAUCUCUGAACCCUCAUCAACAUGUUCCAAACACCGGGACUUGCUGGAAUAGGCGAGUGAAACUAACCUGCCACGCCACACAGAGCUCUCUCUCAUCAAGAAGACAUUGAGUCCUAGGCCUUCAGCCUCAGACCUAGCUCUCCCAGGACUCUGGGGCUCCAUCCACUGUUAAACACAAUGGACAAAGUCCAUUUGGCCCCCUGGCAGAGUCCCGCCCCCAUCUCUGAGAUUCCCAAUGGUUCUGCCCUGAGUAUUAGUGGGUGAGAAGGUAGACCUUUGGCUCAUCACUGUGACCAUCCUGAGGGAUGGCGAUUGCAUGGGUGACCUUUGGAUCCUCACGAGAGGAGUCACUGUGACCAUCCAGAGAGAUGACAAUGCAUGGUGUCCCUCUGGCAACUCAUUCCACAUUCCCUGAGCCUGAUACUGUCCUGUGUUUUCACCUAUGCCCAUCCCUGCUAGCCUACCAUGUGUCUGUCCAACUGGCCUGUGUGUCUCAUGGGACUUAGGCAUUGGGCCACAUAUCUCUGGAGGACUUGGGACAUCCAGAAUCUAGCAUGCCUAAUCCCUUUCCGCACAUCAGCAGGGACACCGCAUCCUACAUGAGUCCAGGGUUACCCCUGACCCGCCACCGUAUUCCUAUAGCUCUGGGUCCAGACCCACACACCCCUGUCUUUCUCCUGCCAUAAGAGGGUGGGCACACUCAGCAUUCUUAGCUGCUGUACCCCCAAGACAGGGUCUCCUGUAGUUCAUGCCGGCUUCCAACUCUCUAUGUAGCUGAGGCUUACGCUGGGUUUUAUUUACCCUCCAUUCCAAAUACUGGAAUUAGAGAAAUGUACCACCAUACCCAGCAGCGCCUACCUCUCAGGAUGGUAAACAUCUGUAGGCAGCCAUGUUGGUCCAUGCCCUUUUCUAAGUGCCUGGUAUACCACACCUCUCCAUGACUGUUCAUUGACUCAGCAGUGGCCAACCGUCCGAGAGCACCGACCUAUCUUCCUGUUCGAUAGCAACGUUCCUUAGCCUUAGUUCAGUGAGCCUCUCCCUCCCCACUGGCCACCCCAUUUGAAACAGUGUGUCACCAUGCAUACUAGGCUGGACUUGAGCUCGCACCAGCCCCCUGCCUCCAUCUCCUAAGUGCCGGGGUUACAGACACAAAGCUCACACUUGGCUCCAGGCCUUUUAUUCUAAAAAGUAUAUAAAACAUCUCUUUAAAGGA
Messenger RNA from Grammomys surdaster, 2395 nucleotides. It is a transcript of the gene Rab36, whose product is annotated as RAB36, member RAS oncogene family. Gene Ontology annotation, molecular function: GTPase activity; GTP binding. The transcript has 11 exons. NCBI's taxonomy places the organism in Eukaryota, Metazoa, Chordata, Mammalia, Rodentia, Muridae. The record is from RefSeq and is a predicted model, not a curated record. The coding region runs from base 55 to 858 and encodes 267 amino acids.